Molecule: messenger RNA, 5440 nt
Organism: Salmo salar (Atlantic salmon)
Lineage: Eukaryota; Metazoa; Chordata; Actinopteri; Salmoniformes; Salmonidae
Product: non-homologous end joining factor IFFO1
Source: RefSeq, a predicted model, not a curated record
GUAGUUUCACUGCUUUCCAAAUCCCACAGCACUUGUUGUGUCUUGUGGUCACUUUGGAGCCAGAUAAGCGUUGACGGAAGACACUGGAUUUAUUUUUAAUACAUUAGAGAUUUGCAGCAUUUAACAGUACUUUCUCUCAUAUAGGCUGUAUACCAAAACAUUACUUUUCUGAAAUACAUUUGAGUGUUGUCGCCUGCGCAUAGCCGUCGGACCGGCCUAUUCGGCAUUGUUUUUUGGGGCGACCGUUAUCCAGCAACAGAGCGAGACGGGAAGAGAGAGGGAACUUAUUCCACGAGCCUCUUUAGACUGACCGGAGAUAAAUCGAGGAUAACAUUCGUAAUUAGAAACAGUUACGUAACCAGGUAAAGGUGGACCGUCACGGAUACGUCUGGUACCCAACAACAAGUCAACCUUCAGCCUGUCAUUAUUUUAUUUUUGUGAUUUUAUACGGAGAAAAUUACCAUCCGUGUUCAUGCCAGAUCUGCAGCGCUUUAGUUUUCCAUACCAUAGCAUGAAUCCUUUGUUAGGGGCGAACUCGCUUCUCCAAUAUCAACAGCAGCAGAACCAAGGAGGACCGAGUCAUCCGGAUUCCCCCUCAGGCCUUCUGCCCGAAGCCGUAUUCUGCUCGCCCGACCCGACAUCUUUCUUCCUGGGCGACCAUCCCGGACUGGGCACGGAGACUCUGCCAGGGUUCGAUUUCACCACACCCUCACAAGCUUACCUGCAUCUGAACCAUAAUAACCACUCUUAUCACCGAUCUGUGCCCCAACCCCCUGCAGCGAUGGCCCUGAGGAACGACCUGGGCUCCAAUAUCAGUGUCCUAAAGACUCUGAACUUACGCUUCCGAUGCUUUCUGGCCAAAGUGCAUGAACUUGAGCGAAGGAAUAAGAUUUUAGAGAAACAACUACAACAGGCGUUGGGUGCGAAGAACAGCUGUGAUGGAAGUUGUUCUGAAAGUGCUAGAAGGGCCCAUACCCAAGAAACAGGUGUACAGACCGGGUUUGUGGGAACUAUCCCGCUCAGGCCCGGGUCACUCCCUUUCCAAAACACCAAUAACUCCGCGAGACGACCCACUACCCUCUUCACACCUGCCCUCAACACUGUCCUCACGCUUGAGUCCAACAACAAAGCUGAAACAAACCCCACCGAACCGAAUCAGAAUCCGACCAUCACGGUAAGCCUAUCAACCCCGACAAUCGACUCUCCUGCCGGGUCCAAUUCAAUCACCAACGGGAAAACGUUUUUCAGUACUGGCACUGGAACCCCCACCAACCCGCCUCCCCGGUUCCUUCCCGGUACUAUCUGGUCCUACAACCAUACCCGCAAGCUCGGUUCUGGCGUGGAGACGCGCGUCACCAGCCCCGGUGUGUCCUGGGUCCAGCCGGACGGGGUCGGGGUCCAGAUUGAUACCAUUACCCCGGAGAUCAGAGCCCUGUACAACGUCCUGGCCAAAGUCAAGAGGGAGAGAGACGAGUACAAACGCAGGUGGGAGGAGGAGUACACUGUCAGAGUGGACAUGCAGCAGAAGAUGGAAGACCUACAGGAGGACCUCCAGGAGAGUGAGGGCUGUCAGGAUGAGUUGGCUGUCAGAGUGCAGCAGCUGAAGGCUGAACUGGUGCUCUUCAAAGGCCUCAUGAGCAACAACAUGUCUGAUCUGGACAGUAAGAUCCAGGAGAAGGCCAUGAAGGUGGACAUGGACAUCUGUAGACGCAUCGACAUCACGGCUCGCCUGUGUGACGUGGCCCAGCAGAGGAACUGUGAGGAUGUCAUCCAGAUGUAUCAGGUCCCUAACACCCAGUCUGCCAUCAACUGUCGCCCCCGGAAACAGACCCCGCUGUCCGUCAACAGUAGCGAGGGUGAUGAGACUAUCAGCACCUCGGAGAGCGAUGGGGGCCUGCCCAGAGAGGAGGAGCUCUGUGGCUCGUCAGCCAGUCAGAUCAACGAGGAAAUGCAGAGGAUGCUCAACCAGCUGCGGGAGUGUGAGUUUGAAGAUGACUGUGACAGCUUGGCCUGGGAGGAGACAGAGGAGACUCUGCUGCUGUGGGAGGACUUCCCAGGAUGCACUCUGGCUCCGGAGACCACCCACCAGCCAGGAGAGCAGGAAGACCAGUGUCUGGAGAAGGUGAUUAACGACACUGAGGACUUAUUCAAAUCCAGGGAGAAAGAAUACCAAGAGACCAUCGACCAGAUUGAGUAUGACUUGGCUACAGCUAAGAGUGAUAUGAACCGUCACCUACAUGAAUACAUGGAGAUGUGUUCUAUGAAGAGAGGCCUGGAUGUACAGAUGGAGACCUGCAGGAGACUCAUCACCCAGAGUGGGGACAGUAAGCCUGGCUCUCCUGUGGCUGUGGCUGGUGAAGAGAGCGUUGACCAGGCAGAGAAGGAAGGGACAACAGCGUCACCACCUCUCUCCAACUCUCCUCCCAGAUCAUGACCUAUCAAGACCACCUCCAUCACAUGACCUUCAUUCCAUCCAACCACAGCACCACUCAACACUCCGCCGUCACUAUAGCAACGCCAUGUUUACAUUCUAACCACUAGAUGCUUAUUUGUCUAUUUUUAAUUUUCUUCAUGCCAUCUUCAUUCACAAGCUUCAAUAUAGGAAAGUGUCAGAUCUAUCUGUUUUAGCGACGGUGUAGUGUUGUGUGUUUCCAACAGCUUUUAGUCCCCUCUACUGGGAAGUGGUAUUACUAGCACCAUGGACGUCUGUACAUAAGACUCCACUGUUUAGCAGAGCAAAGGUAACAAGGUAAUGGAUUGAAAUACACCACUUGAAUUGAGAAUACCUCAUAGAAAAGUAUGAGCAAUAUUUGAAUGAACUCAUAUGAAUUGUAGGCUAGCGUGUACUCUUAAGGUAGGUAGUUGUUGGUACUACAGAGAACCAUGGUAAUAACUCCCCUAUAGCAUGAUCCAUUUCCACACAGCCAUAAUGAUAAACACACCGCACACACACCAACACACACCAAUACAUUCAUGUCAGGCUAGCAUAGCAGAUCAUUCUAACAGUGUGCUGUCCUGUUGCUACAUUAUGAGGGUUGUUUUCAGACUCAGUCAAACUCACCUAGAAGUAUAACACAGUAAAUAUAAGCCUUAGGAUGUGUUCGUAAAUUCACUGGAGUGCCAGAGUGCGCUCUGGGCGUUCGUAAUUCAAAGCGUUGUCAGAUUGUCCGUUCGUAAAUUCAGAGUGUUUCGCUCUUGGAGCGUUCCCGAGCGCACGCUGGACGCUCUGGCCGAGGAGUAGGGUUUAUCCGAGCGUUCUGACCUCACAACGGCAGUCAAGCACCCAAGCUAACAGACUAACGUUGGCUAGCUUGCUAGCUACUUCCAGACACAAAUGAGAGAACACCUCACUCUGACCAUUUUACUCUCCCUAGCAGAGUUGGUUAGGUUGUUUACAUGUUAUCUAGCGUGUUGGUGACUCUAACUGUGAUGCUGGCAACAAUUUAAUUAAGCUUUUUGCCGAUGUUUACUGACACCGGCCCUAUUCAACGGGUGUUGAGCGCUAGUAAAGUCAUCAGUUAUUCUGCGCUCUGUUACACUCAGAUGAGAGUGCUUUGAAAUCGGAGUAGAUGGCCAGAGAAAAUGUACGAACGCACCCUUAAACAAAGCAAAGCCCAGUUGGCAAGAGACAAAAACUCCAGAUGUAUCACUUUAUUAGCAACAAAACAGAAAUAUACUGUACUGUAUCAUAGUUAUUCAAACAGACUAAAAUAAUAUCAAAUCACUCAUUUUAUCAAGUCAUCUACACUUCAUUCAUAUGUAUCAAUGAAAACUAGAAAAAGUCAAGUAGUAAACUAAACUCUAAGAUGCAGUCACUCCGAUGGCGUCACUGAUAUCCCCUGUGUGUGAUUCUGAACUCAUGAGUCACAUUUUGAAACAAAAGCCUGCUCGAUUCUCUGCCCUUUUGUUGACACCAGACAGGGUGCCAAGGUAACAUUAUUUUACCGUCCUGUUUCACUUACCUGCUAUUUACUAAGGAAUUAUUGGAUAACAUUGUGUAACAUUUUAUUCUUUCUUCAACACAAUUGGUAACUACCUGGUACUAAAUGUUACAUAGUGGUGCUUGUUUCACUGAAUCCCAAAGAACCCCAAAAGUCGUUUUAUUGUAAUUAUAAUGUAAUACCAUUUUACUGUGUCGAGUAAAGUAAAUAGGAGACUGUAACCAGAGUCAACAAGAGGAGAGAGGGGGGAGAGAGAGAGAGCAGAGAUUUUUGUUUUAGAAUGCAGCCGUAGCCUAGGGUUUCCACUAGAUAACAUAGCCACAAAGUCAAAAUAGGCUAUAUCGUAAAAUGUCAUUAAAAUAAAAAUGUGCUUUUUGGUCUUAAUUUAAGGUUAGGGUUAGGCAGAAGCUUUAGCAGUGUGGUUAAGUUUAGGGUCAGAUUUUAAGAAGAUAAAUUGUAGAAAUAGGAAGGGUUUAUGACUUUGUGCUUGUGUAAACUAGUGAUGACCAUAGCCUAGCCUGGUUCCAGAUCUGUAUAUGUGCUUUAGUCAACUCCUCUAACUAUUGUUGUCAUGCCAUAUGAUUUUCUAUGUGUCUCCAGAGAGCCCAUCUCUGCCACUGAUCCACUUAUAUCAGGUACUUUGACUAUUGGCAUGGCAACUAUGGUGAGAGAAGUUCGCUAGAGCACAUACUGAUCUGGGACCAGGCUAGUAAUAGGCUCUGUGUCGGCCCUAUAUGUGGUAGUGCAGUGUAAAUAGUGUAAAUACUCUGUUGAAGCUGAUCUGAGGUCAGCUCUGGGGCCUUGCCCUGCUCUCUGUGUCUCUCUGUCACUGACACAGGGAGAGGGAUACAUAUGACAAAGGGCAUUGACACCCAAGUGUUAUUAUACCUACGAGCUGUCUAAUGUAUACUAAUGUUUUGUAUAGUUUCCAGCAGCAGAGAGCAGAGAAAGGCCCUGCUACUCUGUCCUCUAGCAGGGAGAUAGGUAGGCUAGGCUAUGGUAAGUUAGAUAGGAGAGAUCUAUGCAUCUGUUCUGUGCUCUCUAUUUCUAUGUGCUGCAGUCUGAUCUGGUUGGUAAGGACUGAAAUGCAUCAGUAGUAUUGUAUCAGAGAGAAACGGAAGAUUGAUGAACAGGCUAUAAAAGACAGAAUGUCUACAGAUGAACAAAUAGAUAGACAGACAGAUGAAUGUACAGUACGGAUAGAUGGACAGAUGAAUGAAUAGAUGGAUAGAUUGAUGACCUGCUGAGAUAAUUUGUUUUUGCUACUUGAGUGCCAAAGCAACUGAAAACAAGCAGUCUGAAUGAACUUUGAGAAAUAUUGCUGAGACAUUGUUAUAGAAGUACUAAAUACUGAUGCUGAAAAUCUAUCUGACACGGUGCUUGAUAUGACCUAACCUAUUUUUGAGCUUAAAAGUUAGCCGUUAUAAAGAAAGAGCAAAGCAAAUAUGUAUAUUCAAUAAUACAGCAGUAACAGCAAUAAUAAGAGCAUUAUAUGUAAC